CCGCAUGUCUAUACUAUAUAGCUAUACAGAGCAAUUUAAAAGUAUAGCAUAGUAUAGACAGGAUAGUAAUGCCACACCUCGUUCCUCAUUCAAUAUGAGGUGUGUCGUGCCGCAACUCCUCUUAGUCGUAUGGGUGUGUUCCGCCCAGGAGCCAGGUCAGUGAAGACAGGAGGGUCUGCUCGAAAGCCUUGUUUCUUGCUCCUUCAGGAUGCCUCUUCGAGGAGAACGUAGAUUACGCAGCGAGUGCAGACAUCGAGGCGGCAAGUAGUGGAUUCCCUUCUCAUCUGCACUGUGCCGACUGGUGCGCAGUCACGGAUCGCUGUGAGUACUGGGUUCACGUGGGUUUUGGAGACGACGGGAUGUGCUUUCUGAAGACUUCCAGAGAGCCAGUGAUGCCCAGGGCAGCAAACCCUGACGAAGGCUUACAGGUGACGGCUGGCAACAAGGCAUGCGGAGAUCCUUCCAGCAUGGUCGCGAAAGGUUCGUAUGCUUGCACAAGAUGGGGGGCUGCCUUGUGAUCGGUCGCUCAUAACACUGCAGAUGCUUUUUGUCUGAUUCUCUGCAGGUUGUAUUUUGGAGGAAAACGCUGACCAUGCCACAGAUUCUGAUACGGUCCUUAGGGCGGCAAUCACUGGCUUCCCUGAGUAUCUCAGUUGCGCCGACUGGUGCGCUGGCACAGAGGGCUGCGAAUAAUGGGCUCACUUGGGUAGUGGAGAGGAUGGUUCGUGCUGGCUCAAGACAGCCAGAGACCCUGCUGUUCAACCUGCGCCGGAUGAGGACGGCAGGAAGUUCACGGCUGGCAACAAAGCAUGCGGGGACCCGGAAAAUAUGUUGAAAAUAGAUGGUCAGGGUAUGCAAGAAGGAGGUGCACAGGAGCGCAUGAUUGCACGGGACGACAGCUCCGACUCAGAUGACAGUGCUGGGUGUUUCUCUCCGAAGACAGCAUCCAAUGCGCCAGUAGUUGACCGUCGGCAGUGGGUGAAUUCGUCUGCCGCAGGCGUUCGUUCGUAGGACAUUCGUGCAAGUUCCUGCUUUGUUUUGAAUUCGGAUCCGGCGGGAAGUAGGCUCCGUUGACAG
Messenger RNA from Vitrella brassicaformis, 1077 nucleotides. NCBI's taxonomy places the organism in Eukaryota, Vitrellaceae. The record is from the annotation of a GenBank genome assembly.